Serinus canaria (Common canary) is the source of this 912-nucleotide messenger RNA. It is a transcript of the gene DUT, whose product is annotated as deoxyuridine triphosphatase. The transcript has 7 exons. Gene Ontology annotation, biological process: dUMP biosynthetic process; dUTP catabolic process. NCBI's taxonomy places the organism in Eukaryota, Metazoa, Chordata, Aves, Passeriformes, Fringillidae. The record is from RefSeq and is a predicted model, not a curated record. The coding region runs from base 124 to 624 and encodes 166 amino acids. Gene Ontology annotation, molecular function: magnesium ion binding; dUTP diphosphatase activity.
UCGCGUCCCCCGGCAACGCCGCGCGGCCCGCGGGGUCCGCACGCCAGCCUUCGGCAGCGCCGCCGCCGCAUCCCGAGGGGCACCCCGGGCCAGGCUGCUGCCCGAGGGGUUGUGCCGGCAGCUAUGCCUGCCUCCGAAGCCGUGCCACAGCCGUCCCCCAGCAAGAGGCAGAAGGGCUCGGGGCCUGGAGAAGCCUCCGCCCGGCUGCGCUUCACCAAGCUGUCCGAGAACGCCUUCGCCCCGUCCAGGGGCUCCGCGCGGGCUGCGGGCUACGAUCUGUACAGUGCCUAUGACUGUGUGAUACCACCCAUGGAAAAGGCUGUGGUGAAAACAGACAUUCAAAUAGCACUUCCUUCUGGGUGCUAUGGCCGAGUAGCACCACGUUCUGGUUUAGCUGCAAAGCACUUCAUAGAUGUUGGAGCUGGUGUUAUUGAUGAGGAUUACAGGGGAAAUGUUGGUGUCGUACUGUUCAACUUUGGCAAGGAGACAUUUGAAGUUAAAAAAGGGGAUAGAAUUGCCCAGCUCAUCUGUGAACGCAUUUAUUAUCCUGAGCUUGAAGAAGUUGAAGCUCUGGAUGAUACAGAACGUGGCGAAGGUGGCUUUGGCUCUACUGGAAAGAACUGAAAAUUACUUGAAUACACUUUCUAUUUUUGUUUUUUGUUAUACUAUUCCUAAAUUUUCAUCUGAAUUGAAGUAGGAUUUCUGGAGUACAUAAGAAUAUUUCAAGUUUUAUUGAGACUUCUCUGUAUCUAUCCUCCAGUGAAUUUGUCUGCAUAAUGAGGAAAUAUGCAUGACUGGCUUGACUUACUAGUUAAUGUAUUCUCUCUUUCAAGAAGUUUGGUCCUCAGCAAUAAGAACACAUUGUUUAUGUGGCAAUUACACUGUAAUAAAUUAAAAAAUAACUUAAUGAUA